AUGGAUAACCACAAUGUCCAAGUUUAUCCUUACUGCCAUAAAGUUGUAGUCAUAACAUGCCUUGUCGUAGUAGUCUUUCCGCCUGGAAUCGCAGGUGAAUGCACUUGGAACACCAAAGUUGAUCAACAGGGAAACAACAGAAACAGUAGCGAAUCCCUUAGAUACAAACUUAUUUCAAUAUUUUCAGUUUUGAUUGCUGGUGCAAUUGGGGCCAGCCUCCCAGUUUUGGCAAGGAAAAUUGAAGCACUGAGGCCUGAAAAUGAUAUUUUCUUCAUGAUCAAGGCCUUUGCUGCUGGUGUCAUUCUAUCCACUGGUUUCAUCCACAUAUUGCCUGACGCAUUUCAGAUACUGACAUCACCUUGCCUACAAGGCAUGGACCCUUGGGGGAAAUUUCCUUUUGCAGGUUUUUUUGCCUUGCUCACAUCUGUUGGAUCUUUGAUGAUUGAUACAUUUGCGACUAGUUUUUACCAAAAGAGGCGCUUUCACAUACCUAAGCAGGUCAAUAUUGUAGACGAGGAAGCUGCCUCUGCUAGGGAUGAACAUGCUGGUAACAUACACAUUCAAAAUCACGGAUCAACUUCCAUAAGAUCUGAUCGAGAAAUGAUGAAGCUAUCUGAAAAUAUUCGAAAUCGUAUCAUACCACAGGUCUUGGAGCUAGGAAUUCUGAUCCACUCCAUAAUAAUUGGAGUUUCCUUAGGUGCUUCACAAGAUACCGGAAUGAUAAAGCCUCUAUUGGUUGCUCUGUCAUUCCAUCAAUUCUUUGAAGGCAUUGGGCUUGGAGGCUGCAUUUCCCGGGCAAAAUUCAAGUCUAUAUCAACCACAAUCAUGGCAGUUCUUUUUUCUCUCACAACUCCAGUAGGAAUUGGGAUUGGAAUAUCAAGAGUGUAUAAUGCCCAUAGCUCUAGUGCUCUAAUAGUAGAAGGGAUACUGAAUUCUGCUGCUUCUGGGAUUUUAAUUUACAUGGCCCUCGUUGAUCUGCUAGCAUCAGAUUUUAUGAAUCCAAGGAUGCAAAGUAAUAUCAGACUUCAGUGUGGGGCACAUAUUUCACUUCUUCUUGGAGUUGGGUGCAUGUCUGUGAUGGCUAAAUGGGCAUGAAUGUCACACUUUCUUCUUGGAGUUAGCAAUUUAUGGAUUUGAAAGAGAAUAAAGGAAAAACAGAGUUCCAUAAGUUUUAAUGACAGGAAGAGCAAUUUAUGGUUCUUUUUUUUUUUUUUAAAAAAAAGUUAGUACAUGCAUUCCUAUUUUCCCAUGUAAUCAUGUGAUCAGAUAUAUCAACAGGUAUUUCAACAGCUAAUUAAUAGCAGUAAUUUUUUUUCCAGCAAAAUACUUAUAUUUUCA
This is a messenger RNA of Lycium barbarum (goji berry), 1338 nucleotides long. RefSeq names its product zinc transporter 1-like. Lineage: Eukaryota; Viridiplantae; Streptophyta; Magnoliopsida; Solanales; Solanaceae. Gene Ontology annotation, molecular function: zinc ion transmembrane transporter activity. Bases 1 to 1095 code for a protein of 364 amino acids. The record is from RefSeq and is a predicted model, not a curated record. The transcript has 3 exons. Gene Ontology annotation, cellular component: plasma membrane. Gene Ontology annotation, biological process: zinc ion transmembrane transport.